AUGGAGGAGCAGAUGGAUGUGGAGCAAGAUGCUGAUCCACCAGAUCAUCCUUCCUCAAUGUCAAGACCCGACGGGGGGCCAGGAUGGUUAAUAGGAGGAGACUUCAAUGUGGUUUUGAAUUAUGAAGAAAAGAUAGAGGGUAAUCCUAUUCAACCUCAGGAUAUAGAAGAGUUUGCUUUUUGCAUAAAUUCCUGUGAACUUGAAGAGGUAAAGUUUAAGGGAAGUCCUUUCACUUGGUGGAAUGGAAGAGCAGAUGAAGCAUGUCUUUUUGAGAGACUGGAUAGGAUGUUGGUGAAUUCUCGUCUUCUUGGAAAUUUUGGAAAUAUUGAAGUGGAACAUCUUGCAAGAACUGGAUCAGAUCAUGCUCCACUUUUGUUUAGGCUGAAUUGGUCCACUUGGGAGCAUGAGGACCCGUUUAUAAACUUCAAAUGCAAGAUCAAAAAGUUGAAAGUGGUGUUAUCCAAAUGGAGCAGGAAAAUGUUUGGUGAUAUCUUCAAGCAGCUGAUAAUAAGGGAGAAAAUAGUGGGAUUAAAGGAAGAGUUGUUUGAACAAAAUCCAAGCCAAGUAAAUAGAAUGGUUCUGCAGAAAGCUCAGGCUGAGACUAAAAGAUACUUGAAUUAUGAAGAAGAGUACUGGAGACAAAAAUCAGGCUUGGAUUGGUUUGUAGAUGGAGACAAAAAUACUAGAUUCUUCCAUAAUCUAGUGAAGGGAAGAAGGAAGAAACUGCAGAUCAAAAGAAUUCAAAAUUCAGAUGGUUCAUGGAUUGAGGAUGAUGACCAAAUGGCAGAUGAGGCUGUGCACUUUUAUACACAACAAUCUUCACAAGAAGAUUUAAUUGGAGAAGAGAAUUGA
This is a messenger RNA of Lycium barbarum (goji berry), 852 nucleotides long. RefSeq lists its product as uncharacterized. The record is from RefSeq and is a predicted model, not a curated record. The transcript is spliced from 3 exons. The coding region runs from base 1 to 852 and encodes 283 amino acids. Lineage: Eukaryota; Viridiplantae; Streptophyta; Magnoliopsida; Solanales; Solanaceae.